Messenger RNA from Ylistrum balloti, 7053 nucleotides. RefSeq lists its product as uncharacterized. Gene Ontology annotation, molecular function: nucleic acid binding. The transcript is spliced from 2 exons. NCBI's taxonomy places the organism in Eukaryota, Metazoa, Mollusca, Bivalvia, Pectinida, Pectinidae. Gene Ontology annotation, biological process: DNA integration. The coding region runs from base 1 to 7053 and encodes 2350 amino acids. The record is from RefSeq and is a predicted model, not a curated record.
AUGGAUUCGUUCAACACCGACGAUUUAAGUUCAACAGUUUUGUACAGUUUGUCGGAAUAUGAACUUACUGAUUCUGCUGAUGAUACCGACUUAACUACAGGUGUAAAUCUUGGACGAUCCGAUGUCGAAUGUAAUAAUGGUAUAUUAUCGGACACAUUUUUGAAAACUCAUUGUCUGCAGGCAUCAGAUUUUGGUGAUUCUCCGCCGUCUGAUCUUAUACGUUCGAACAUAAAUUGUGCUGAUGAAUAUUUAUUUUUUCCACGUCGUGAGUCUUCAGUAAAAACAUUUACGCCCAGAGUAACUACUGAUACAGCCUGUAAUAAACGUUUUGCUGCUUACACUAAGAAACAUACUUCUGUGUGUCGUAUUAGUUCUAAUAACCACAAACCUUUCACCAUGGACAUAUCUAAGUGCCGGAAAUUUUCAGGCUUAGCCUAUGAGAAUGCUGCGAAGUUUAUGCAGGAGUUUCAGUCUUAUGUCAAUUUGUACUCUUUGGCUGGAGACCCCGACAACCAGAUAGACGAUAAACGUGUGCCAUUAUUCCAUCUCUUACUGCAUGGACCGGCUCAGACCUGGUUUAAUACAAACAAAUUACAUGACCAAAAGUGGGAAGUUGUACAGCAGGCCUUCCAAGAUGAAUACACAAAACUCUCUGCUUCAAGUCCGGCCCUACUUCUAGAAGUGCAAAAUUUUGUGAACAUGACACUUUCGCCCCACGAGCCACUUGAGGAUUUUUACGCCCGACUUAUUGAAAGGGGCCAACGGGUGGGCAAAUCUGAUGUCGAAAUAUUGUCCAAGUUUAUUUCUGCACUGCCGGAAAAGUUGCAGUUUUUUGUAAGUGCCGGUCAGCCGAUGGACAGUCACUCUGCAUUGACAGCUGCACAGAUGGGUAGCUUAUAUGGUUUUCGUUCUGGGGAUGCUAGUGUGUCACAUCUGAUACCUGUGUCUAGUAACACCGGUGGUACUCCAACCAGUGUGUCGCAUGUAGCCCCUGUGUCAACUACUAGUACCAAUGCUGACUUGAACUCUAUUGUUGAGAAACUUAAUACAGUCGUAGACAAGAUGGCAAAUACACAUCUAGUUAACUUAGAGACACAUGAACGAUAUGGGCGUUCCCCUGAUAUUACCACGUCACGUGUACGCGAGCGCGCACCAGACAGAACAAGCCCUUAUAACCGUGCUGGUUUCAUAACAUGUCAUCGGUGUGGAGGAUGGCCAUACCGCGUUAAUGUGUGGACAGUUAAACUACCAAGCCCCGGCGAGGAACUCACGGCACAACUCUCCGGGCCAUGUACCUCCAGUGCCAUACCAAUUCCCCAGACCACCUCAAUUUCCACAUAUGAUGCCACCACACUAGAAACUGACUCUGACACAAACACUGACUUUAAGUCUGAUGGUGCCACAAAAUCAGAUAUGAACUCGCAUUUCUUGUACAUGCCUGUCAAAUUUGGUAACUUAGAUGUUGCUGCUUUGAUUGAUACGGGUAGUCAGAUAAAUGUCAUGUCCCAUUACAUGUAUGACUCAAUUCCUGCCCAUUGUAAAUCAUCACUUUGUGUUGAUAGUUGUACCAACAUUGUUUUAGCAAAUAACCAAACAAUCCACGUCUAUGGUAAAGCAAAAGUUUACAUGAAAACUCCCCAUGGUAACCAUAGUAUUGAAGUUUUUGUCAUUCAGGAAAGCUCCCACCCUUUACUGUUGGGAGUUAGUUAUCUGGCUACCUAUAAUAUUACCCUAGAUUUUGGUAAUUACACUUACUUGUCAGACAGAGCUGAUAUAGUGUGUUCGAAAAGAUGUGUGAUUUCACCCAACAGUGAAUGUCAAUUAUGGGCUUCUGUUCCAAAUACUUUAUAUGGUGUCCAGGGUGUAUGUCAGGGUAAUACAAAACUACACAAAAGUGGUUUACUUAUGGCUAAGAGUGUUGUAAAUGUCAAUAAAAAGUGUAUGAUACCUGUACAACUACUAAAUCCCACAGGUAAAUCAGUAACAGUGCCUAGAGGCAAGGUUUUGGGGCGAUUUCAAGUUUUAAAUUUCAACAAAGAUGUUAUAUUGAAUGACCACAAUUUCAAUGUUCAUGCUCCAGAUACAUUUCCAGACAAAGGUCAUGCUAAAUCUGGGCCUACUAACUCCAGUGUAGAUUCAUUACUUACUGAUGCCAAAUUUUGCCAAAAUGUUGCCCAUGUACAUGAUGCUAUGUUACCAACAGAUGCUAGUACUAGUUCCGCUGACACUAAUGUAGACUUGACCGCUGAUGUUGCUAGAUGUUGUCAUGUUGUUACCAAGUCUUUAUCUGAUGUCAGUGUACCUAGUUCAUCCAAUCAUUUGAUGUCCCCUGUAAAUACCAAUUUUACUGAUGAUAAAUGUUGCCAACAUGUUGCUCAGUCUACAUUUGAUGUUGGUAUGCCCAGUUCAAGUGAUGCCACCACUGGUAUCUCUAAUGUUGCCCAGCAUAGCCCAUUUACCCAAUCAGUGAAUAUGUCAUGUUGUCAACAUCAUGGCAAAAGUGAUGUCAAAUGUACAAAUGAUGCCAAAUGUUCUCAUGUUGUCAACACUUGUCUUGAUGCCAAAUGUUGUCAAAGUGAUACUACAAAUGAUGUCAAAUGUUGUCAUGUUGCCAAGUGUCACAUUUUUGAUUCACCUGUUUUUGAUAAAUGUGUUUCUAAGGAAAAUAUUCAAGCUGCCAAACCUUGUACAAAUGUUGACUUAUUUGAGAAAUGUAAUUGUGCUGUUGAUGAUUUACCUUUGCAAUCAAAUUUCUGCACAGCACAUAGGAAUGUUUUAGAUAGUGUAAAUAAGAUUUAUGUACAUAAUGAGAAGUGUAGUUUGCCGAGUACUAGAUUUUUUCAGAAUAGCCCUGAAAUGUUUUCAUGUAACCAUUUAUCUACAUCAAGUCCUACUCAUUCUGUAGAUAAACCAAGAGCAAGUAACUCUGUUGAUAAUGAAAGAUUUAGUUCUUAUUUUGAUGUUUCUGAUACCCUAUCGGAACAGGAAAGGUCACAAUUGUUUGAACUUUUACAUAAACAUGCUGACAUUUUUGUUACCCCAGAUAAUCCGUCACUUGGUUAUACGGAUCUUGUUCAGCACAAGAUUUUGUUAAAACCGGACCCUGUAGCUAAAAACCAGAAACCAUACAGACUUUCUCCGGAUAAACGUCAGGUUUUGCGUCAUCAGUUAGAUGAACUCCUAUCACAGGGCAUCAUAACUCCAGUUUCUGAAAUGGAUGAUCUUAUUAUCACCAGUCCCAUUGUGCUAGUGACUAAACGCUGUAAAGACCUGGAUAAACUCCAGGAUAACUCGCGGGAAAAGAGCUUGGCCCAAUAUCGUUUCUGCUGUGAUUUCAGACAUUUAAAUUCACAGACACGUCCAUUCCACUAUACUAUUCCCAAUCUACAAGAAUUGACAGAGUCAUUUAGUGAACGUGUACCAAACUUUAUCACUUCAAUUGACUUGUCGUCUGGAUUUUUCCAGAUGGGCAUUGCUCCCGAGUCGCGACGCUAUACUGCUUUUAACACAUGUUUCGGGACAUAUCAAUUUCAGCGGAUGCCUAUGGGCCUAUCAACAGCGCCGAAUACAUUCCAGUUACUAAUGGACAAAGUCUUGCAUGGCCUUACCUUUCGUGCAGUGUUGUGUUACUUGGAUGAUGUUUUGGUAUUUUCAGAAACGUUUAGCCAACAUCUCGCUGAUCUACACGAUGUAUUUUCGAGGUUUCAUGCUGCCGGUUUAAAGUUGGGCCCCAAAAAGUGUUCAUUUGCCAAAUCAUCCUGCCUAUACUUGGGUCACAUCAUUUCAAAGGAUGGUAUUCGCCCUCCACCUGAUCGGAUUAAAGCGGUACAGGAUAUGCCUAAACCAAGUAAUCUUACUGAGUUGAAACGUUUUCUUGGUCUAAUGAACUGGUUUCGCAAAUAUAUACCCAAUUAUGCUGCAGAGGCUCAGCCGUUGCUACGGUUACUGAAAAAGGACCAGAAAUUCAUAUGGACAUGUGAACAGGAUGCCGCAUUUGUAAAAUUGAAACUUCUCCUCUCCGACUCCGAUAUACUCGCGUUUCCACGCUAUGACCUGCCAUUUCAUCUAGGAGUGGACACAUCUUCCAAAGGAAUCGGAUAUAUGCUAUACCAGCUUCACCCCACAGAUACUAUGGAAAAGGAGGUUGAUAAAACGCAUGCAGAACCUAGCAUCCACAAAAUCAUACGGUUUGGAUCGAAGUCGUUAAAUAAAGGCCAACAGUCAUAUGGACCUACAAAAUUAGAACUGUUGGGUGUAGUGACCAGUGUUCUUGACUGUGCAGAUUAUUUGCGGGGACGCCAUUUUAUCAUCGAAUGUGACCACCAGGCACUCCGACCACUUUACCAGAAACAAUUUCAUGGUGCCAUAUAUGAAAGAUGGUUGGCUAUCCUACAGCAGUUCAGCUUUGAUUGGGACUACAAACCUGCCGCAAAUAUGGUCGUAGAGGACGCCCUCAGUCGAUGUCGUUCAAAUGAAAAUGAACAUUUCUCCAGCCCAAAUGAGGAUGAUCCGCAUUUCCCAUAUGUUAAUGAACCGCAAUGUGUCAUCAAUCUGCCUAAUGGACAAGACAUCAGAGAUUUGUUAAAGUGUCAACAUACUGAUACUGAUGUUCCGUCGGCGAAACAUGAUGUUGUCAUUGUUGAUAGUAAUGAACAGUGUUUGAACAUUAACUCUAAGAAAGUGCAACAUGUUGCUUUACGUCAACCAAUGCCAGUCUUCGAUGAUGUUGAUGACGGCUAUGAUGCUGACACAGAUGACGCCGUUGAUCAAAAACGUAUUGGACAUUCACGACAUAUCUACCACAAACGCAUGUCUCAUGGAAGUACUGUUGCUUCAAAACCUCAACAAAGUCAAGUCUCCAAACCACAGUCCGAUAUCGGGAUAGUCCCUACAGAAACCGUUUCAGACCAUAACAAUGUUCUGUGUGAUUCUUCCAUUGGAGUGGAUGAUGACAUUGAAAUCUUGAACUCUGUAGACUUAGAUUCUUCAGACAUCAGUGAUGAGCAGGUACUUCAAUCCCAUCAACUGUUAUCGCCACUUUGUUCCGACAUUCAUAUUCCACUACCACCAGCAUUGGAAAAUCAGAUGAAUCUGACACAGGACAUACAACAUACAACGUUGGAUGAUCGGGAGAUGUCCGACAAAGACGACGAGUCAGAUCUAGAAAUAUUAACGGACAGUAUUGAUGUACAAACAGAAUCUGACCCGCAGAUUGACCAAAUACGGAAUCUUGAGGUUUUUAAUACAACAAAUUUCUCAAGGCAAGAUAUCAUUGAUUUACAGAAGGUUGAUGAACAUUAUCGUGACUUAUAUAGAUAUCUUUCCAAUGGUGCUUUACCUACAUCGCAGAAACAAGCGCGAGUGAUUUUACUGAAAUCUUCUGACUUCAUCCUUGUUGAUAACCUCCUAUUUCAUUCUCGGAUUGCUAAAUCGAAACGCUCUCAGCUCAUGGAACACUACCAACUUGCAUUGCCACAACCCAUGAUACGAACUAUGCUACAUCUUUAUCAUGACUCUCCUAUGGGUGGGCAUGGCGGUAUUCAGCAUACCUAUGAUACCUUGAGAAUGCACUACUAUUUCCCCAAGAUGUCGUGUAUAGUCGGUGAUUAUGUUCGAUCUUGUCACGAGUGUCAAACCCGUAAAAUGACGAAGCUACCUACCAAAUCAACAAUCACUGCUUUCAAAACGCCUUCUGCUCCAUUUGAAGUGUGGCAAAUUGACUUAUAUGGACCACUGCCAACUUCUUCCAAGGGUAAUUCAUACAUUUUCACUGCAAUUGACUUGUAUACGCGGUAUUUAUUUGUAUUACCUAUUCCCAGCAAGGACGUGAUUACGGUAUCUCAGUGUCUUUUUGAACUAUUUCAACAAUUUGGAGUAUGUGACUCGCUUCUUAGUGAUCAGGGCACUGAGUUUAUGUCGAAAUGUACUGCAGAGGUAUGUCGUCUACUAUCAGUCGCUCAGUUCUUUACUCCCGCCUUUGUGCAUCAUUGUCUGGGAUCAUGCGAGCGUGCUCACCGCACCUUAGCUGAGCGGAUAACACCAUACAUUAGCCAAGGUAAGACUUGGGAGGACAUAUUACCUGCAAUUGUGUUUGCAAUGAACAACUCCGUAAACAGUGGUACAGGUUACUCCCCGUUUGAAGCUCUGUAUGGACAACGACCAAAAUUUCCUCUUGGCAAUGUUUCUAAUACCGACUUUGGACGUCUGCCUGCUACCUGUCAUGAUUUUAUUCGUCAAAGAGCAAAACGGCUGUCACUCAUUCGUUCUGAAAUGCUUGACAAUGUCAAUAAGUCACGUGAGAAAAUGACGGACCGUGUUAAUCGUGAUUCGCGCCCAUUGGAUCUUACAGCUGGUGACUAUGUAUAUCUUCAGACAAUACCUACGGGCCAAGGUCACAAACUACAACCAAAGGCGUCCGGGCCUUAUGUCGUUCACCAGGUCCUUAGUUCUCAUAUGAUAUCCCUGAAGGACAAAGAUUCAGGAAAGGUUAUGUCUAAACCUGUACACGUGGACCGCCUCAAAAUGGCUUACAUUCGGGCUCCUAACCCAACAAACUUUUUCAUCGAUGAAGCCAUUACUUCUGUUCGCGCACCUACUCAGGACCCACGUUUUGAUGUUUCCACUGAUAUUGACGCAUUUGAUGCACCUACUGAGGUUGAUUCACCAGGCUCAGCUUUGAACACCGACCUCCCUUCCGAUGUGUUUGAUUGUACGACUGAAGUCGAUUCUUUAAGUGCUGAUAACUUUUCCGCAUCAUCGCAUCAUACAACAUUAUCUCUGUUGGUUCGACCUAAACGACAAAUUAAUAAACCCCUUCGGUUCCGUGAUGAUGAACACUUUAACCCUGACACUCUCUUCUCGUCUGAUAUGUUGAGUGAUGGUGGUGUACAUAAAAUAAAGCGUGUGUUAGCUCAACGGCAAGAUGGCACAAACACGAACUAUCUUGUUCACCUUGUUGGUGAGCCCGCUCAAAAUGCGCUCUGGAUUCCGUUCAGACGCUUAGAUGCUGCUGCUAAACGUCUUGUAAGACGCAAACCUCCCCCAGUUGUAUAG